Messenger RNA from Penicillium verhagenii, 864 nucleotides. RefSeq names its product putative mitochondrial genome maintenance protein Mgm101. Gene Ontology annotation, molecular function: single-stranded DNA binding. The coding region runs from base 1 to 864 and encodes 287 amino acids. The transcript is spliced from 2 exons. Gene Ontology annotation, cellular component: mitochondrial nucleoid; mitochondrial chromosome. Gene Ontology annotation, biological process: interstrand cross-link repair; recombinational repair. The record is from RefSeq and is a predicted model, not a curated record. NCBI's taxonomy places the organism in Eukaryota, Fungi, Ascomycota, Eurotiomycetes, Eurotiales, Aspergillaceae.
AUGUCUAGCUUACGCUGCCGUCCCUGGCGGGUACUGGAAUCUUUCCAGCAGAUGCCCAGCCUCGCCCAAGCCCCGCGUUCCAAAUUACCAACCCAAUACCUCUCCCAAGGCAAGCGUGCGAUCAGCACGAGCAACUACCGCGCAAACAGCACAUCCACACCAUCCCCAGCUUCCAAACCGACUACCCCAAUACCCGCACGAACUGCAACACCUUACACCCCCUCCACACAAUCCAAGCCCACUCCCACCGCAACCCCCAACCGCCAAACAACAGACAACAUCUCCAAGAGCGGGUUAUCCGAUAAACCCCUGGACGUAAUCAGCGCCGCCGAGGAAAAAAUUGACUGGACACGCUCCUUCCACGGCCUCUCCGCUGAGCCGUUCCCAGAGAAAGCGGCCAAUAUCCUGCUCGCGGAGAUCGAUCCCCACCAGGUCGAGAUCAAGCCCGAUGGAAUUGUCUACCUGCCCGAGAUCAAGUACCGACGUGUACUGAACCAGGCAUUCGGCCCUGGCGCCUGGGGUCUUGUACCUAGGAGCGAGAGUAUCGUUACGCCGAAGACUGUCACAAGGGAGUAUGCGCUUGUUUGCCACGGACGACUUGUCUCCGUCGCCCGCGGCGAACAAGAUUACUUUUCUCCCGACGGAAUUCCCACCGCAACAGAGGGAUGUCGCUCCAAUGCGCUGGUACGCUGCUGUAAGGAUCUCGGAAUCGCGAGCGAGCUCUGGGAUCCACGUUGGAUCCGGAUGUAUAAAGCUAAGUAUGCGCGUGAGGUGUUCGUCGAGCAUAUUGUUAGUAAGAAGAAGUCGAAGAUUUGGGUGCGGAAGGAUGAUGCUGUCUCGUAUCCGUGGAAGGAGAAUAAGUAG